AUGACCCUUGACUUAAGAUGUUAUUUAACCUAUCUGUGGCCUUACCACCAGCCAUUUUGGCUUGUCUUCUUUCUUGUAAGAUCUUUCGUUUCUCUUCUGGAGUCAUUGAAAAAUCGCACACCUGGAGAUUUUGCGAAGUUGGUGAUAAUGGAGGAUAAACUGAUGAGCUAUAGUGAACAACAAAGAAGACAGAUUAUCAUGAAUUCUUUGGAGAAUAGAGAUUAUUUGUUAAUAAUAGCCAAUCAACAAAAUAAAUCUGUCCAACAAGUAAAAUAUGAAUUAAUGGAGAAAUUGGUAAAAGGUUAA
Yamadazyma jaroonii is the source of this 306-nucleotide messenger RNA. The record is from the annotation of a GenBank genome assembly. Lineage: Eukaryota; Fungi; Ascomycota; Pichiomycetes; Serinales; Debaryomycetaceae.